Messenger RNA from Plasmodium yoelii, 6249 nucleotides. RefSeq names its product atypical protein kinase, ABC-1 family, putative. The coding region runs from base 1 to 6249 and encodes 2082 amino acids. The record is from RefSeq and is a predicted model, not a curated record. The transcript is spliced from 5 exons. NCBI's taxonomy places the organism in Eukaryota, Apicomplexa, Aconoidasida, Haemosporida, Plasmodiidae.
AUGAAUCAAUAUGACCAAUGGAAUCGUAGAAUAAGAACAAUCUGGUACUGCAGCAGCUUAUAUGUUGAGUACAAAAAUGCAUUGAGGAAAUCUAAAAAAAUGCCAGUUGAGAAAAAAAAUGAAUAUUGGGAAAAAAAACAUGAAGAAUUUGCCACAAAAAUGCUAAAUAACAUUUAUGAAUUACGAGGGUGGUGGGUUAAAGUUGGGCAAUUUUUAAGCACCCAAGAAAAUAUUAUGCCAGUCGCAUAUAUAGAAAAAUUCACAAAAUUACAAGAUAUGAUGCCUACCUCACCUUUUGAAAAAAUUGAGAUUAUUUUAAAAAGAGAGUUGGGAAGUAUGUAUGAAUUUUUCGAGUAUAUUGAUAAAACCCCACUUGCAAGUGCAUCAAUAGGGCAAGUACAUAAAGCUCGAUUAAAAAAAGGGAUAGUUAUUGAUAACAUGAACAAGUCAUAUAAAAAUGAUUAUAAUGUUAUAAUAAAAAUUCAACAUGAAGGUAUAGAUAAAUUUUUAUCGUCUGAUAUUAGUACAUUGAAAAAAGUAUCAUGGGCUUUUGGUUUAAUAGACAAAAACUUUAAUUUUGGUGAUUAUAUUGAAGAAUGGCAAAAUUCUGCAUCUAGAGAAUUAAAUUAUAAUUAUGAAGUAUAUCAUCAAUUAUUAGCUUAUAAUACAUAUAAAAAAUCAUCUAUUGAUUUGAAAAUUCCUAAAAUAUAUUGUGCAUAUACAACUUCGAAAGUUUUAGUAAUGGAAUAUAUUAAAGGGUUUAAAAUUACAGAUACAAAAUAUAUAAAAAAAUAUAAUAUAAAUACAUAUGAUUUAAUAUAUAGAAUUAUAGAUUAUUUUGCAUAUCAAAUACAUAGUGAUGGUUUUUUUCAUGGGGAUCCUCAUCCUGGAAAUAUACUUGUUAUGUUAAAAAGAGAUUGUAAUAAAAAUAAAAUAUCUCGAUAUAAUAAAUAUUUAAAAGAAAAAAAAAAAAAAAAAAAAUAUUAUGGAAUAAAUGAACUAAGCAACCAAAAUAGAAUACUUAAUUAUAGUGAAAAUGAAUUUAGAAGCAUUUCAAAUUAUGAUAAUAAAAUAAAUAAAUAUGUGAAAGGACAUAGUUUAGGUAAUGAGUCAUGUGCAUCUAUGGAAGAAUUUAUAAGUUCUAGAUAUAAUAUUACCAAAUUAAAAAGUGGAAUAAAUAAAUCUCAAAACUUUUAUUCAAAAACAUGUAGUUCAUCUGGAAUUCGUAAAAAAAGGAAAAAAGAUAUUACAGAUAAAGUUUUGAGGGAAGAUUAUAAAUAUCUUAUUAAUAAUGACGAUAAAACAAAUGAGAAUGGAAUGAGUAAAAAUAAAGGUGGACAAGAAAGCACUAUAACCUCAAAUAAAGAUGCAUCUAAAUUAGAUAAUUCUGGUUCAUAUAUCAAAUCGGAUUCUAAAAUUUUAAAAAUAACUAAAAAUCGCAAUAAUGGAAUAUUAAACUUUUUAUGGAAAAACCAAAGCGAAGCUAAUAAAAAUGGAGGCGGCCAAAAUGAAGGCGAUAAAAAUGAAAGCGAUAAAAAUGAAGGCGACCAAAAUGAAGGCGGCCAAAAUGAAGGAGACCCAAAUGAAGGCGGCCAAAAUGAAGGAGACCAAAAUGAAGGAUGUGUUACAUCAGGCGAAUUAGACGAUGGAAUGAUAAAAGAAAAAGAUAAUAAUUUGAGUAAAAAAAGUGAUAAAAAUGAUUUAAAAAAAAAAGAAAAAAGAAAAAAACGUUCUUAUGAAUGUGUACCAGUAAUAAUAGAUUGGGGGCUUAUAAAACAAUUAGAUAAUGUAAUGAAAUUAGCAUUUUGUAAAUUGGUAUACAAUAUUAAUUGUAUGAAUUUUUUAAAUAUAAUAGAAGCAUUUGAAGAUAUGGGAUUCUGUUUUAAUGAUGAUUUCACAUAUGAUCCUGAAAUAUAUAUCGAAAACUUGAAAAAGUUUUUUUUAAAAAAAUUUGAAGAAUCUGAAAUAAAAUCAAAAGAAAAUGAAAGUAGUAUAAAUAAUAAUGGAAAAGAAAAUAACAUAAGUUUUUUAAAAAACAUUGAUAAGAAUGAUGUUAUAGAAAAAAGUCCAAUAAGUGAUGUUCCUAAAGAUAUUAUAUUUUUUUUAAGAGUUGCAUCAUUAUUACAUGGUUUAUGUACACAAAUGAAUGUAAAAAUAAAUUAUUUAAGCAUAUUUUCAAAAAGAGCUAAAGAAGCUUUAGAAAAUAUAUAUAAGCCUAUUGAUACAUCUAUAUAUAUAACACCAAUUAGUAAAAAACCAAAAACAUUUUUAGAGAAAAGAAUACAUAAUUUUAUUAAAAAAUUAUAUGAAAAAGAGAAAAUAUUAGGAUGUCAAAUAUGUAUUAUACACAAAAGAAAAGUAGUUGUAGAUACAUGUGUUGGGAUGAUGGGAAUAAUUGAUAAAAGGCCUAUAACUAGACAUUCUUUAUUUAAUGGAUAUUCUUUAAAUAAAUUAAUUUUAAAUAUUGCAUUGAUUCAUCUUAUUUAUAAUAAAACUAAUGACAAAAUAAAUAGUGAAAAAGAGAGAUAUAAAAAUAGUGAAAAAGAAAAAAUAAAAAAAUUUAAACAAAAAUUAAACUCACCGAUAUCAAAUUAUUUAGAUGGUUUCAUAUGUAAUAAUAAAAAAUAUAUAACAAUAAAAGAUUUAUUAACAUUGAAAUGCUUUAUUAGAAAACCAUUUCAUGAAAAUAUAACGUUAAAUAAAUUUAUUAACUAUGAUAGUAUGAUUAAUAUGAUAGAAAAUGCAAAAAAUUAUAAUGUAAAAAAUAGAUCGAAAAAAUAUGGAGAAUAUAUGUAUUUAAUUGAUACAUAUAUAAUUUCUGAACUAAUUUAUAAUAUCUCUGGGUUAAAAUAUUAUGAAUAUAUUUAUAGAAACAUUAUAAAACCUUUAAAUUUAGAAGAAGAUAUAUUUAUUCCUCUUCCAUCUUAUUUUUUAAAAAGUUUUAAUGACAAAAAUAAACAUGAGAAUAAGAAAAUUGUAUCUGGAAUUGGUUCUUCUAACAAUUUUGUAAAUAAUUCUUCACAUCUAGUAAAGGAUAAUGAAUUUGAUAGACAUAAUGAUGAAAAUGAUUCUAUUUCAAAUUAUAAGACAUCAUAUAUUGAAUCUUAUUAUAAUUCAAAAGAUAAUGAAAAUAAAAACAAUAAUAAUUUUUCAAAUUUUCGAAAAAAAAAAAAUGAAUAUAAGAAUAAAAAACCAUUUCUUAAUUAUAAAGAAAAUUCAAAUAUUUUAGAAAAUGAAGAUGCAUCUAAUAAUAAUAAAUUUAAAAAUAAAAAAAUGAAUAAGAUAUAUAAUCUUUCAAAUAAUGUAUUUGAAAAUAAAUUUAUAAAUAUAAGUAAUUAUAAUUAUAAAAUAAAUAAAAAUAAUAUUUUAAAAAAUAAAAAGUUUAUUAAAAAUUUGAAUAGAUCUCUAAGUGUAGAUGUAUAUUAUUUAAAAAAAAAAAAUAUAGAUAUUAAAAAAAAAGUAAAAUGUGAAAGUAUUGAAAAAACAAAAUUAUUAUCUUUGAAUCAUAGUCAAUAUUCUUAUUCUGAUAUUAAUGAUAAUACAAACGUAAAAUCAGACAAAUUUGAUAAAUCAGACAAAUUUGAUAAGUCAGACAAAUUUGAUAAGUCAGACAAAUUUGAUAAGUCAGACAAAUUUGAUAAGUCAGACAAAUUUGAUAAGUCAGACAAAUUUGAUAAGUCAGACAAAUUUGAUAAAUUGCAAAGUUUUAAAGAUUCAGAAAAAAAAAAAAAUAAUAAAGAAGAGAACUUUUAUGAUGCAAAAGAUGAUAUAACAGAAGAUAAUAUAAAUAACAGAUGUAAUGACAAAAUAAAAAAUAAUAUUAAGCAAAAAGAUAUUUUUAGUCUUAAACAUACAUUCCUUAAUCAUGUUGAUAAUUUAAAAGAAAAGACAAAAAAAAUUAAUGAUUCGAUAAAAAAUAUAUAUGAAAAUAAUGAUAACAUUUUUUUAAAGAAUUUAUUUACAUCUCAAAAAAAAGCAGAAAAAGGGGAAAAAUAUAAUAAUAGCCAUUUUGAUAAUAGUACCCAUUUUGAUAGUAGUGCCAAUUUCGAUAAUAAUAACGAUUUAGAAAAAGAUUAUGAUAUAAGAAAUAUAGAAUAUAAACAGUUAUAUGAAAAAAAAAAAUUAAAAAAAAAUAAAAAAAGUGAUAUUUUUUUUGAAAAUAUUUUAAAAAAUGGAAAAAUUAAUAAUGUUGACAAAAUUAAUAAUGUUGACAAAAUUUUGAACAUAAAUAAACUAAAAUCACCACUUAAGAUAUUAGAAAAAAAUAAAAAAAAAAUAAAUAUAAGAAAUAAUUCCAAUAGAAGAUCAUUAAGUUAUAAUAAUAUUGAUCAUGAAAAUAAUUUAUUUAAAAAUUUAGAAUCAAUUAAUGAUACAAAUCAUGAUUGUAAUCAAAAUAUGCCAAAGUUUACAAAUGAAAAUGAUGAAAAUGAUGAAAAUGAUGAAAAUAAAAAAGGAAAAUUAGAUUAUAAUAAAAAUUCACAAAAUGAAUUGAUUCCAUCCAUUUUUAUAAACAACAUUAUUUUAGAAUCUAAAGUAGACAAGGGUGGAAAUAUAGAACCUGUUUCUAUUAAAGAUGUAAAUAUAGAAUCUGCUACUGUUAAAGAUGGAAACAGAGAACCUGUUGCUAUUCAAAAUGGUGGUGAACGUAAAAGUGGUGAAUAUUUAAAUAUUAAUAAAAAUGCUAAGAAACUUUAUAAGCAAAUCGCUUCAGAAAAUAGUAGCGAUGAGUCUGUAAAUAGCACAUUAAAAGAAAAUUAUAAUAAUUAUCAAAAAAAAAAAAAUAUGAAAUAUAAAAAAUUAUAUAAAUAUAUUACCGAACUAAAGGAAUAUAUAAGAGAUAAGGAAGAAAAAUUAGAGAAUAUAAAAAAAAAUGAAUUUGAAUAUAGUAAUAGUUUUAUUUUUGAAAAUGAUAAUAGUGAUAAUUUGUUUAAAAUAAAUCAAGAAAAUUAUAAUAAAAAUGGAGGAAGCAAUUAUCAAGCAAGUAGUAAUAAUGAUAUUAAAAAAAAAGAAGAAGAAUAUGAAAUUAUGAAAAAAGAAUUGUCUAAAGAAAAAAAUUUAUUAAAAAAAUUAAUAGAUUAUAAAUAUUUAAUUAUUAAAAAACAAAUAGAAAAUAUAAAUAAAAAAAAAACUAAAAAAAUGAUAUAUAAUAAUUCACAUACAGAUGAAUAUGAUAUGUUUAGUGACACAGAAUAUAGUAGUACUGAUGGUUAUACAAACUAUUUUUUAAAUAAAGAUGAUUUAAAAAUAAAAGAUCGAAAUAUUAAUGAAAAAAUAAAAAAGUUAGAAACAUAUUUAAUAAUGAAAAAAACAUAUAAAAAAAAUAAUGAUGGUCAUAUACCUGAAAUACAUCAUACUAUUAAUAAAAAUACACAAGUUUAUUGGAAAUUAGUUUGUUCAAAACGAAAUGAAACUAUAGCAGAGAAAUUAUCAGAAAAUGGAAAUUUAAAAAAUAAUUUUGAUAAUAUAUUAAAUACAAAUUUGAAAAAAAGUAAAAAAAAAAUAAAUACAGAUAAUGGUUCUGAUGAUAUACAAAAAAAUAAUGAAAUAAAUAAUUUGAAAAAAGAAAAUGAUAAUAAUGUAACUAAUUUAAAUAAAACAAAUAAACAAGAUGAAAAAAUAGAACCUAAAUUUAAAUCAUAUCUAAAUCAUUUUAAUUCAAAACAAUGUAAUAAAUAUAUAUCAUUUUUUCAAUUAGCAAAAAAUAAACCAUAUGUUUUAGACCCACUUAUAUAUGAUUCAAAAAAAAUAUUAGACAAAUUUAUACCAAUAAAUGGAAGAUUUACUGCAAAAGCUUUAACUAAAAUAUUAGCUUACACAAAUGAAAAUAUAUUUUUUCCUUCAAAAAUUAUGAACAAAAUGAGAAAAGAAUAUACCAUUGAAAAAAGUAUAGAAUCUUUUAUUUUAACUGGUGGAAUGAGUAGAAAAUGGGGGUUAGGUUUCCAAAUAUUUGAAUGUGAAUAUGAUGGUGAAAUAAAUGAAGAAUUUUUAAUUAAAAAAAAAAAGAGGUAUACAAACAGGCAAGUAGAUAAAUGUACGAAGAGGAUUGUGGGAUAUGGCCAAUCUGAUUGUUCAGGAUGUUUUACUCUUUCAUUUCCUGAAAUAAACUUAUCUAUAACCUUAUUGUUAUCAGAUUUGUAUAAAGGGGCAGAGGCUGCACACCUAAUAUUGGAGUAUAUAAUGAAGCUAUAUGGAAUUAGGCCGAAAUGGAAAGUACCCAUAAAGGUUUCCAACUUAUUAAAAGUUUUAUAA